AUUUCAAGGAUGAAGUUGACUUAUUUUAAUUUUUAUGGAAGAGUUGAGGCUAUCAGGCUCAUGCUUCAUGCAUCCAAAACUGAGUUUGAAGAUGUCAGGCUUGAAUUUUCUGAAUGGGGAAGUAUGAAGACUGAUCAAGAAAAAUUUCCAUAUGGGCAAUUACCUGUACUGGAGAAUAAAGGGAAAGUAUAUUGCCAAUCAAUGGCAAUGUUCAAGUACGUAUCAAAGAUUUGUGGGUAUACUCCUGAUGAUGCAGAAUCUCAAUUCCAUGUUGAGGAAGCAGUAGAAUCUUGUAGAGAGGCUAUUAGUGGGAUAUUCAAAAUGUAUCAACUUAAAACUGAGGAAGAAAAGAAAGAAGCAAUGGCAGAUAUUAAGCCAAAAAUUGAACCUUCUUUCGAAACUUGGGAGAAAAACCUUAAGGACAAUGGAGACAAAGAUCACUAUUUUGGAGCGAAAGAUACCCUAGCAGACUUUUUCUUUACUUGCUUUUAUACAGAUAGCAUCAGAUCUGGUCCUUGUGGGGAGUUCUUACAAGACAUUUUGAGUGCAUAUCCAACAGUUAAAGCUUAUUUCGAAACAAGGGCUGAAAUGCAUAAGGAUUAUUUUGAAAAAAGACCAAAAUGUCCUUAUUAGGCU
This is a messenger RNA of Moneuplotes crassus, 636 nucleotides long. NCBI's taxonomy places the organism in Eukaryota, Ciliophora, Spirotrichea, Euplotida, Euplotidae. The record is from the annotation of a GenBank genome assembly.